Messenger RNA from Prunus armeniaca (apricot), 2019 nucleotides. NCBI's taxonomy places the organism in Eukaryota, Viridiplantae, Streptophyta, Magnoliopsida, Rosales, Rosaceae. The record is from the annotation of a GenBank genome assembly.
AUGGACGAAGAACCUAAGUGCGUGCAGAUCGACGGCGAGGAAGGCGGGGACGAGUUCUACGAGAAGAUCGAAGCGCCCAAGUUCGUCGACUUCACCGAACCCGACCCGUACCGACCCGACGACCGCUACUGGUUCUGCAUGCGAGUUGGGUGUGAUCAGAAGCAUGAAGAAGAAUUAGACUCUGAAGCAGUCUACAAAAACUUUGUUCUUCGGGUCAUGGCAGCAAGAAGUCCUAAUGUAAGACACAGAAAAACACCAAGUUUGAAAUGCCCACUUACUGCUCCUGCAAAAUCUUCCAAGCCUAGAGUAUCAAGGUUGGCCCUGAUUUCUUCGUUCUCUCGUAAGAUGGUUGAUGUCAAAGAUAAAGCCAGACCUCUUCAAAAGAUCAGUGCAACCCCAAAUGUUAAGGCAAAGCAACCAUCUUCUGUGGCCAAAGCUCUCACUAGUCCAAGGAAUAGAAAACCCAUCUCAAAUCCAGACACAUUUCGAAGUGUUAGGAACCCCAAACUGAAAAAUGUUGCAGUGCCAAAGAAUAGGGUGGUGGCUAAAGCUCUGGUAUUUCACUCUCCAAAGAAGGCUGUAAGAACCAAAGUUUCGAAGGAAUGGGGUAGUCCUGUGGGAAAAAUGUGUUCAGCCAUGAAGAAACUUGAGAUCACCAGUGGAAAGAAACAUGUAUUGGGGUAUAAAAAGCCAUUGCCUUUAGAUACUUCAAGAAAACAAUUCAGAGGGCGGGAGGUUAAAAGCCGGGUUUUUGAUUCAUUGCAUUCCAACAAUUGCAAGGGCCAGGAAGCCAAAUCCAUGAAGAGAAAGAACAAGGAAACAGACUUGAGACAGUGUUGUGAUCCUGUGCCUCAUGAAGGGGUUAAUGACAACGAUACCACCGACAUGGAGGUUGAUGAAAAAUCAAGAAAUGGUACUCUUGAAGGGUUCUCCUUGUCAGGUACUGCUAAGAGUAGUGGAGUAAAUGGUGACGAGCAGUGUAUGGGAACUGGAAAAACCUCAAAACCUCCACUAGGUGAGAAUCAAGUUGAAGUCCUAUCAGAGACCUCCAAAGGUGACCCUACCUCCUUGUCAAGUUCCAAAGACAGGGAUUCAGAAGAGAAUGAUGAUAAGGAGAAUGCCAAAGAUGGAAAUGGUCAUGUGGAGAAAAUAAAGUCAAGUUCAGAGAAGGCGAACACCGUCGAAAACAUGGACAAAGAUGAUGAUAAAGAAAAUGCUUUGGCCUCUGACAACCCAGAAAAUGAAAAUGAGGUCAAUCAAGCUCAAGAGAGGAAGAAAGAGAGCUCUACAUCUGCUGCCACCAAUGCUCAAGGGAUGAAGAAUAGGAAACCAAAGUCUACAAACCCUAAACCCUUUAGGUUUAGAACUGAUGAAAGAGGGAUGCUUAAGGAAGCAACUUCAGAGAAAAAAGUUCAUGCACCUCUUAAGGAAAUCACAUUAGUCAAGCUCCCUGGUGCAAAGCCAAUAAAUAAACAGAAUGUGAUACAGAUGACUAAAAACUGCCUUGGACAAAGUGACAAUGAGAAUGAUACCCAAGUAGGUAGUGAAAAGAGAUUUGACAGAAGAACACGACUAGAUGAAAAUGGAAAGAAAGGAGCUAAGAAGACUUCAAAAAGAAACUUCGAAAGAAAUUUGUCUUUAGUAACUCCGCAAAAUGAACCUGGCCUGGACAGAAUACAAAAACCAGAUAAGGAAAGGACUAAAUCACCAAUGGUGCAGAAAAAAUUUGUGAGACCGAGAGGGGUAGAUUCAACUGGGAGGAAGGCAAUGGUUUCCCCCAAGACACCUUGUCAACUCAGUGUAAUAAAGGAAUCCUCGUGGACAAAUAUAAGGCCCAAGAAAGCAGCAAACCCAUGCAGUGCUUCUCCAGCAACCAAUUGCACCCCUUCCAGGUCAUUGUCAAGGGGAAGAAGGCCUGCAACCAUCCCAAAAGAACCACACUUUCACAGUAUUCACGUACCAAAGAGCUGCACGGGGCUGCACAAGGAAAAUGAGUUAAUGGAUGCCCAACAAAACUAA